AUGUACGUUCAAGAAUUUAUUAAACGUAACACUGCUAUUGAUGUCAAUGCGAAUGCUCCGGGUGUUAAUAUCCAUAUUACGGAACAUGGUAGUGAUUGGUUAUUUGCUGCUUUUUCUGUUUUCGGCUUGCUUAUGGUAGUUAAUGCCUUUAUGUAUAUUAAAACCAAUGGAGUUAAGAGGGCAUUAUUCAUAAGUCCUUUAAUUACGACUAUAAUUAUGACAGGUGCAUAUUUCAUCUAUGCAUCCAAUUUGGGUAAUGCUGGUGUCCCUGUUGAAUUUACCCAUGCAGAUGCUGGUGUUAGACAAGUUUUCUAUUCUAAGAUUAUUGCUUGGUUCUUGGCUUGGCCAUGGGUUUUGGCUACUUGCGAAGUCAUAACUCAUCCAGAUUUAACUGCUACUGGUAACCGUGGUAUACUUUCAAGAUUUGUUUCAUUUUUCCUGGGAUUAUUUAUUAAGAUUGUCGCUAUUGAGGUUUACGUAUUGGGUGUUUUGGUUGGAUCGGUUGUUUUGUCAACUUAUAAAUGGGGGUUCUUUGCCAUUGGUGUAUUUGGGUUAUUAUCCCUUAUCUUCUUGGUUGGUGCUGAUCUUUUCCAUUCAUUCAAAAAUUCAGCCAAGUCAAAAGUUGGUAACUUCCUCAUUAUCUUUAUUCUUGUCGUCUGGAUCUUAUAUCCAAUCUGUUGGGCAUUAUCUGGAGGUGGAAAUGUUAUCCAACCUGAUUCAGAAGCUGUGUUUGACGGAAUCUUAGAUUUAAUCAAUUUUGGUAUUGUUCCUACCAUUUUGACUUGGAUUGCUAUUGGUAAUGUUGAUGAGAUAUUUUUUAAGAACUUCUGCCACUAUUGUGAUGCUUCUCCCCUUGCAAAUGAAAAGGAAAUUGAUACUACCCCAACUCAUUCUGGUGACACUUCUGUUGCUCCAGCUGGUGUUACUGCUGUUGAUGAAGUUUAG
Messenger RNA from Hemisphaericaspora subhashii, 945 nucleotides. RefSeq lists its product as uncharacterized. The transcript has a single exon. Lineage: Eukaryota; Fungi; Ascomycota; Pichiomycetes; Serinales; Debaryomycetaceae. The record is from RefSeq and is a predicted model, not a curated record. Gene Ontology annotation, cellular component: plasma membrane; endoplasmic reticulum. The coding region runs from base 1 to 945 and encodes 314 amino acids.